Messenger RNA from Nelumbo nucifera (sacred lotus), 1229 nucleotides. The record is from RefSeq and is a predicted model, not a curated record. Lineage: Eukaryota; Viridiplantae; Streptophyta; Magnoliopsida; Proteales; Nelumbonaceae.
UGUUCUCGCUAGAGAAGUUCUUUGUCGUCCGUUUUUCUGCCACGUCAUCGAUCCGGGAAAAUCAUGUUUCGACGGCUGAGAUCAUGGUUGCAGAGCCACUGCUAGAACUCAGAGAAACUCCUCUAUUCCCUCUUCUCUAUCUUCCCCCUGUUUUUUGUAAUUUCGAUUUUUAUUUUCCUUUUUCUUUUUUUCAUUUUUAUAGAAAUUUCUGUGAAAAGUAGAAAAAAUAGCUUGUCUGAAGAUGAAGAUCAUGGAGGAAGGAACUGAAUUUGAGAAAGAGAAGCUUAAGAUUUUGAAUGGCAAAAGCCAUGAUGUUUAUGCUGUUGAUGACGAGGAGGAGGAAGAGGACGGCGAGGAAUAUCAAGCGGUCGGACCGAAGAACGAUGGGUUAGAAGACGAGGAGGAAGACGGGGACGACGACGACGAUGAAGAGGAAGAUGAUGAAGAGGAAGAUGAGGACGAUGAUGGCGUUGAAGAGGUUCCACGCUCCGCCGGUGCUCCUAAAGUUCAGUCUGUAGAUGAUGACGAGGAUGAUGAUGAGGAUGACGACGACGAUGAGGAUGAAGAUGAUGAUGGCGAGGGCGAUGGGGACGAUGACGACGAUGAAGAAGGGGAAGAGGAAGAGGAGGAUAUGGGAACAGAGUACCUUGUCCGACCAGUAGGUCGAGCUGAAGACGAGGAAGAUGCUAGUGAUUUUGAACCAGUGGAAGAGAAUGGGGAGGAUGAUGAUUUUGAAGAUGAUGAUGAUGAUGAUGAUGAUGAUGGAAAGGGUGAGGUUUCAGCAAAGAGGAAGAGGUCGAGUAAAGAUGAUUCGGAUGAUGAUGACGAGAGGCCUUCCAAGCGAUAGGACAGGGCUCUACGGGUUGAAGACUGACAAUUCAGUCCUGCGUCAUGGUGUCUCCUUUUCAACUCUACAGAACCUGUUUGUAGAAGUAAACGACGUUUCAUGGAUUCUCUAUUUUCUCUCUCUUUUUCUUUUCUUCUUUUUUUUUUUCCCUUGUGCUGUCUGUCAUGGUUGAAAUGUUUGGGGGUUUUUUGGGUGAAAAUUCAAAAUUAGGCUAGGACUGGUUUGCCUAAGUUGAUACUAUGUACUGUAAGGCUGUAAGCAGUUGAACGAUUUAUGGUAUGUAGAUGUAAACGGUUUAGAGUACAUUACCGUCAAGUAGUUCAGUUUUUCUUGUCUAAUUCCUUCUUGAGGAUUUGGUCGAAAAUGAAAACAUGGUUCCUCA